AUAGCCACAUUCUUGGUCAAGAAGGACCAACUGCAACAUGACAUCGCAAAAAUACAAAGUUCGCAGGUAAGCCAGUUACAAGGUUUGAGUAUUUUAAAGACAGUGAGUUGUAGGGAAAUGGUGCAUGAACUGUGUAAAACAAUAAACAAGUAUCCACCGACAAAUAUAGUGCAUUGACAAUCGUGAAACUGCCACAUAAUAUCGUUAUUAAUCCUAUGAUCAAACCUCUAUCAUACGCCUGAGUUCAAAAUUUAGUUGCUUAUUCUUUUACAAAGAAACAAGUCUAAUUUUAAUAUGGAGCUUUAAAGAGACGACUCAACACUGUAUUUAAGUUAUUCGCACUUAGCAUAUCAUCCAAAGGUGUGCCGUCAGUUCGCAAUCACAGUAGACAUGUACAAAAUCUACGUUGCAUAGCCCUAUAGUGUAAAAUAAAAUAUAGUCUUAAAAAAUUUUCAUGUUCGAAGAUUGUAAAAGUCAUAAAACCCUGGCAAUGUAUGUUUUUGAAAUCUCUCGGGCUCUUUGUGUUUAAAAGUUUUGAUACACUGAUUGCACACUUCAAUCAAGGAAAUGUCGUAGCGAACAAACAUAUUACUGGGUGUUGUUAAAAUGCCCAAAUAAUGACAACUCUUAUUCAAUGAGUACAUUCGUUGUGUUGGUAACUAUUUAUUUUAAUAUUUCUCUUUCCCAGUCUAAGUCACCGAAAAUUGGCUCAAUGGAAUGCCACUGGCUAAGGAUAUAUAUUCUUUAAAUUUGGUUAAAUGACAUUCUAGAAUAUACUUCACUAAAUUUACCAGUCACAGUACAAGAUCUGGUGUUCGUUUUCCUUUUUUGUUGGUUUAAAACACGUUAUCCUGUUUCAAAAAGAACAGCUCUUUUACACAUCAAAGAAAGAUACUUUCUUUGGAGUUGGAUAAAAACCAAUUCAACUCUCAAUACAAAACGUGAUGUUUAUAAUUUGUUUAAAUGGCGCGACCCAUUGAACCACUAAACCGUGAAAGGGUAUGAAUUCAUGGGGAUUUGUAGCAGUCAAAAUCCGAUUUCCACUGUAUACAUGUAUGCUUCUCAACGGAAGCACUUGCAUUUUCUUCUUAUAGUUCCUAUAUUUUGCUUUGAGGCUGUUGGAUUAAAUUUGUUACGCAAUGAAACCCUGAAUACUAAAUCCAAAAUUGUGAGGGUUUGGGGGGUUAUAGCUCCCUUUCUUUGACAUAGUCAUAAAUUUACAGCAUGAGGGCCAAGUUGUUCGAAGGCCAAUUAGCGCUAACCCAGGGUUAGAUUUUAACCCUGGAUUCUUUUUCUUUUGUUCAAAAGCAUUUUCCCGAAUAAUUUUCUCUCUUCUUUAUAGAGUAUCCAAUCAUCAAAUUGUAGGCAAAAAGAAUAAAACUGAAUUUGCUUCUAAAGCGUUCAUAUCUGAAAUCAAAUUUCGCACUAACUCUGGAUUAGCUUAACCCUGCUUUGAACAACCCGGCUCAGAUUCAUAACUUGCAAAGAUAACUUAACUUAGUAAAAUCCAACUAGUGGUCUAUUAUGAAUGCUGCGUUUUACUGCUACUACUAGGUAGGUAAAACCUAUUGAGGACCCUCCGCAACGGCAGAGAACUGGAACGAGUCCUUAACCAAAUCGAAUUACAUCGUGCCAGAGUAGUUCGAUAAACUAAAUCCCGAUCCUCAAUCUUGAAUAUUUACUUCCAUCUUAGGUUAGUCCGGUCCUCACCCCUAAUUAUUCACUUUCGCAACUGUCCGACUUCCCUUCACACUACACCGAAGUGUGGCAUAGAACCUAUCCUAUAUGUGGCGCCCCACUUUCGAGAUUAGCGCGGCGCUGCUUCGCUCCGCUACAGAAAUCGCGCCGAAAUCACGGUGACCGUUCUUUUGUGUGGUACCAGAAUCCCUCUUCAGUAUGGUUUUCGUGCUAGAGUAAGCGCUAUCCAGUAUAGCGUGAACAUAGUCUUAACCCUUUAAACCCGAAGAUUAAAAUUUAUAUUCUCAUUUGUUGUUUCUAUUCAUUUCAUACAGAAGUGGUGUGGAGAAGUUGAUAAAACAUCAAGCAAAUUCAUCUUGUGUGAUCAUGUCCGUAAUUCUCAUGACCACUCUGUUUUCCAAAGCAUUGAUAUUACAAGAAAAAAUUUGAUGCUGAUCACUCUUAGGGCUUAAAAGGUUAAGAAUUCAACACUAAAAUUCGCCAACAUUUGACAGAUUGAACGGGGUGGAAUCGUUAAGAUGAAGCCUGAGAAAAGGGGUAGUUCUCUUCUCCUUAAUUGACGUUUCGCUUUCGUGCUUACUUAAGCUUUCUUUUGUGUCAGGUUUAACGCGCUGCUUUUCUUUACCAAGCCUCGCCCUCGCAGAUAUAUAUUUUGGGACUAAGUUACUUACUUUUACUGUUUCGUUGUAUUUGUUUCAUUAAGUACUGAUGACAUGGCCGAGGAGUUUAAGAAAAAAGCUGUGGCCUUCAGCCGGACGCUAAGAGGUCUGGAAGAUCGAGCCGCGAAAUGUGAAUCUCUAAAAUGGAUGGUUAGUUAACAUUAGCUCUUAGCGAACACAUUAUAAGCGUCCUUUUAAUGAACAUUAACAGUAGCUAGGACAUAUAUUCAGAUUCAUUGAUGCAUUGUCGAAAAAAUGAGGAAAAAAAUAAAGAAAGAAAAAAGGAAAAGGUAGAAACAACUUUAUAACCUGAACUUGAAUCUGCUAAAUUAAUAUUGAUUAAAACAAAAAAGAAACAAAAAUUAUUAUAACAAAAGAAGAAAGUCACAAACGAAGUGAAAAGAAACUGGCUUAGAGAAAAAUGAGGCGGAAAAUGAUGCUGACUGUACCGAAAUGAUUUACGUUUUUUGUUGGCAUCUUAAAGCCGCUAGGAAAGACAUUAAAAUUUCCUGGCCACAUCAUGGAACGUAUGCCGUUAUCAUUUUAUUUUGUAAUUAGUAAUUGGGUUGUCUAACUAUACAGUGUACUUCUGGCGGUCAGGACAUAAACUAUAUAAGAUACAAGGCUUCCCUCAUUUCCAACAUUGCAUAAAAUCGGUGUUUAAGUAAUAAAUAUUUUUUCCUUUAGGACAAACAAUCCUCUAGCACGGUCAUGUCUAAGGCAGAGAGUGACAGUACCUUACUUGAUUGGCAGCCAUAUUUGAAUGAUGGAAAACGAAAGUUAACGAGGUAAUGACCGUGAUAACAUCUUAAUUAAUGAAGGUUGCUUUGGCAAUUGCGCAUGUAGGGUCAUUUAGGCGUACAGAACUUACAGCAAAGACUUGCUCGAGUAUCUCGUCCCGCGAAGCCCCUCAGCGUGGGAGACUCCUGGAGUGACCACCAAACAAUUAAUAGGGAGCUUAAGCAACGACGUUUUUGAGCGACGCACGUCAACCGGAAGUGGCCUUUUUUCAUUUUUUGACGGUGGUUUCGCGCAAAUUUUCAGUCAGAUCGCCUUUAUAACAGUAAAGAAGCUAAGGAAUACAAAUUUUAUAUCAGAGGCAUGUUUAUAAGAGGAAAAAUACCUCACUUCCGGUUGACGCGCGUCGCUCCAAAACGUCGCUGCUUAAGCUCCAUAAUAUAGCUUCCCAAUACGCAAUUGCCCAAUGCCCAAAGCAACCUUUAUUGGAUUAGGUUACAGAUGCCACCACCUGUUAAUUGUGACUUAUUAGUGCCGGGUCCAGACCUUGAGAUAAGUGUUGUCACGAGAGAAUUCAACAGUCACUUUUACUAUUCUGCGUCGGUUGUUUGCUUUGAGGCAGCAGCGCGUGGACUUGAUGUAAAAUGUGCGGACGUCUGUUGAAUUAGACUUUCGUUUAUUUACAGCCUCUUAAAUUACCUUAAGAGAAAUUCUCAUAUCCCCGUCAACGCCCUAAGAUUCAUUCUCUGUCCAAUUAUUCUCUUUUGCCUGACUGUAUGGCGUGUUCAGCCGAGAUCACGUGAUUUUCAAGGCUUCUACUGGUCAUUUUGUUGGACGGUGGGCUCAUCUUUGCUUUAGCGAUGUUUAUUUCAUUUGUUUCAUUGUCAGGACCUCGGAGAAGUUAAAAGAGAUUCAGAAACACAGGAAGCAAAAGAAGAUCUCUUUCAUUUUCUCGGUUAAGGAAGCCCUACCUUCAUGGGCCAAAAAGAAAGUCCGCGGGAGUCAUAUUCAGUUAAACCAGUUCGUUAACGACACAGAUGACUACCAGGUUAGGAUAAAUUAUUUUAUAAUUAGAGAAUCUGAACAAAAGUUUUUCUUAGCUGUAAUUUUUCCCAGUUUGAGAGUUAAUGCCUAUAGUGAUAUCCCUUUUUCCAUUCGCAAUUUAGUCAUUUAAACGGUGUCUUAAUGCCUCUGUAUUACUUUAUGUGUAAUCUGUUACAUUAACUGUAUCACCUUUUAAUGGUGGAAAAUAAAAGCCAAAAUACAAAUAACUCUUACGUAGUGCACAUGAGGAAUAAUUGCUUGAAAUCUGCAUGGUUUACCUUUUAGAUAGAGAAAGAAGGCUAAUUGUAGUAUUAGUGGUGGUAUUUAAAUGAUAGGAGGGAUAUGAGCAAAGCCGUUCAAUCCAAAUGCGAGGCUUAGGCAAUACAGCGUUGAAUUAAUGAUGAAUGUUUGAAAAUUUUUUUUGACAUAAUUCAUUAACUCCCUCGCCUCCCCCCCCCCCCUCCCCCAAGGAGUUUUUCCCUAGAAACUCAAGAUUUUUCUCCUCUCCGGCUCCUCUAUUUCCAAAUUCAUUUUGAAUAAAAUAUGCAACGUAUCUGAAAAUGCUAUAAUCUUCUUUUUUUUUCAGGCACUAAUAGACGACAUCAUCCUGCAAAUUAACCCUGCGGAUGAGCUGUCAAAACUGGUGUAUAAAAUAUGCCAAAUGCAGGACUCAAAUCAAAAUGAUGAACUAACCAAAGGUCUACACAAUCUGUCGAGUCGCUGGAAUUCACUUAAUUUGAAGGUUAUUAACAAUAGCAACAGGUCAGUUUUUAUUUGCUUUUUUAAAUUUAUAUCGAACACGAAACACAGUGUCUCAUCACAUUUCAAACACUGUACCGAAAAAGGAGUUAACGACGGGUAGAAGAAUAUUUUCGACGAAAUAUCGAAUGUUGGGUUGCUUGAUACUUUGAGCAAACAUCAACUUUCUUGAGUUCCGAUAUAACCACUCAACAGUAUAAUUUAAAGGGAAAACCAACGAUGCAAUAACAUGGAGUUUUUCAAAAGGGUUAACACUUUCAGUUGCAUAAAAUUUCCUUUGGUUUUUACUAGUGAAUAAUCAAUGAGUUUGAAAGUAGCCUUUUUCUCUAAAGAAUUCUCUGGAUCUUUUGACGAUCUAGCUUCUUUAAAACAAAACCAACUUGCCUGUAAAUGUCUCAAAGGUGUCCGUCCUGAGCGCUGAAGCUCGCUGAAGUAAAAUCGACUGAUCAGAGACAAUCAUGUUUAGACGUGCUGAAUAAACUGAUUCAAAAAAGGAAGGUUAACUGUUUGUUUCUAAUGUUUAAAUUAAUAUUUAUUGCUUUCCCUGAAGUAACUGCAUCUAAAAAACCUUUUAGGCAUUAUUUAAACAUGGUGUGAUAUUUUAUCACUGAUCUAAACCGCUUCAGUUUAUAAGUCUUAGUCUGUCAUUUUUUUUUUCCAAAAUAUAUGACUAUCUAAGAAGUUCAAGUCAAUCUGCUAAAGGUAAAAUGACGCUGAUUUUAAGAAUGGCAAACUGACAAAUGAUUCUUUCGUUUUCAGUUUGGAGUCAUUAGGUUUGGACGUUGAUCACGAGUACCGGAAACUGAACGAGUGGUAUCAAAAAUACGACGCCCUUCGUCCAUGGCUUGAUUCAACAGAAAAUAUUUCUAACGCAGAGGUCGGUAACGAAAUCACUGUCAAUGAAGUGAAAGAAAAGUUGCCCACAGUUCAGGUAAUUUUGUCUUUCUUUCUUAGUUGAGUACAUUUAUAAAUUAAACAUUGUUCAAUAGUUGCUGAUUUCUUCCCUUGGGUUUCUUUCUCAAUGCUUGUAACAAACAAUAGCGGCAUUUUGCAUUAUAGAGUGUUUUCACGUGACGUCACGGCGGCCAUAUUGGUGUCCCAAAAAAAUGAAACGGCGGCCAUGUUGGUGUCCCAAACCAAUCCUCUGGGAGUUGAAAUGUUUUCUUAUGCAAACGCUUUCUUUUGUUCCAAUCAAUUUGCAUAAAUGCUGGACACGUGAGUGAAAACACUCUAUAAAGUCCACAACAGGCCAUUUGCACGGUGGCGUCAUUUUACUGCUAGAAAUCUUUUCGUUUUUCUUUUCAUAUUUAAAUUUGGACGCCCCAGUGAGGCUCAAAUAACAAAAGCCCUAAUUUGCACAAGAAAGCAAAACCCUGAGGGAUCCUGGUCAAAGUAGUAAGAUGACGCCAUCAUGCAAAUGGCCUAUUAAUUUUGUUUUCACUUGUAAAUUAAUUUUUCUGUUGAAUAUGAUAAACCAGGAAAAAAUAAAGGAAUGUCAAAGCCAAAAACCUCAGUUGCAACAAAUCAAUGGUGAUGCUGACGUUCUUUUGGACAGCGGUCGCUUGGACCAAGGAGAUGCGGAGAGGGUGGAACGAAUCAAUGAAACCUUAAGUACUCGAUUCUCAACAAUCAGCGCAAAGCUUGAAGAAGCGCAAAGCAAGUACGAGCGACUAGUAUCAAAUAAGAGUAUGGUCCUUUGCAUCUAAGUUGGACCGGCCAUUAAAAUAAAAGUGCGUAGCACUGUCAACAUCUUUGACAGAACAAUGGUCAAGUGUAGUGUGCUUUGUAACGAGAUGUUGAAAAUGUUCAACGUUUUUUAAUCCUAACGCCAUAAUUCACCUAGAUUGAAAAGAACAGUGGCUUUAGUAUACACACUGUUCCCAAGAGUGCCAGAUAGAAAACCAUUAAAAAUCAAUUUGAUUGGAUGAUAUUUACGUGAGAAAUACCUACUUAUGUGGCGGUGAACAUAUAUAGGAGCAAAAGUUCGACCUUUACAGAAUAUUAAAACAUGACUAACAUAGGAAACGUUUUAAUCCUUUUGCAAACUAUAGCGUAACCUCUUUGGAAGGAAUUGCCAGAGAAAUAGAAAGAAAAGAAACUGGUAUUUUUGCUUCUCGCCAAAAACCGAGGUUUCUCUUCGUGAGCCGCUGUCAAUGACGGCUCGGGUCGAGGCGAGCGAUGUUUGUAUUUGGUAACUUUUCUUUGUUUAGUUGUCGUCGCGUAGAAUUUUCGCAAGCAACUUUGGUUUUUUUCCUCCUUAAUUAAUUUAGAUUUUUAAGCUCAAUACCCGAGAGAGUGUACCAAUCAGAUUGCUUUAAUCACCAUGAUCGCCGGUGAAUAUUGAUAAGUGUAACCCUAUCACUGUUAAUUUGAGAAUCAUUCUCUUUCCCAGAACUGCGAUCUUUUUAGCCAGCGCCACUUUCCUUUGAUGUCCUUUGCAAUCGUUAAGCUUUAUGGUAAUUAAUCACAAUUUGUUGAUAAAAAGUAAAAGGUUCUAUCUUACUGUUUCUUAUACAGAUUGUACAGUAGGAUUCAUGCGCUGAAGAAUAUGCCUGACCAAAAGAAGGAAACUCAGAUCGUGGAAGUCACAGUCGAACCAAACCUCAUGGUAUUGCAAUUUAAUGAAAUGGCUAAACCGAACCCAUUGUUAUUUUUCUAUCGUUCUUCCCCAGAAGGGAAAGUAUAGCCAAAUAAAAUGCUUCGUUGAACAGACUUAUUUGAAAUCGCUGAUCUACUUCAUAAUUUUUUUCCCGUUUUUCAAGCCGCCACGCAAGGUUAUCUCACCUUUUCACAAAGAUGAAGAUAAAACCAAUAAACACAAAAUAACAGAUUCAAUGAAAUCCAUCAAGAAGCUUGCGCGACCUGGCACUGCAUCAAAAACAGUCAGCGAGAAGGAAAGGUAAGCAAGCAGAGUAGAAUGUAACCUCAGGAAGGUCUUUUUAGAGAGUCUCGCCCUUAGAAAUAAGACUGACUGACUGCCUCCUAAACCAGUUUCGAAAAGGUUAUUUUGAAGCUGAACACACAACCUUCGACACAGUAGAUUCUUGACAAACAAAAGAGAUGUCACUUACUUGUAUAGUUGUUACGUUCAGUAAUUACAUUCAAAUACUCAUUCCUUCGGGUAGGAUUCAACAAGAGUCCUCGACAGAAUUUAACGCAUCACUAGAAACUUGUGAAAAGGCAUUGGAUGAGCUGGAUGAGGAAUCGUUGCUCAACUUUUCCGCUGUUGGGUCUACAGUGAUGGAAGUUCAGGAGCAGCUAGACGAUAUUCAGGUACGCAGAUCUAAGUGAGAUUAAGAUACACGAAGCAGAAGAUUACAACGUGAAAUCUUUUUGUUUUUGAACACGAUCCAUUGCUUCUGCAUUUUUGUCCAUUUUUGUUUAUUUGAAACAUGGAAUGAACUUAAUCACGGUGAUAUCUGUUCACCUAACAGAACGCUUGCCCACACUUUUCUGUUUGGGUAAACUAUCACCUGACGGCAGUCUUAAGGUAAAUAUAUGGGAUUUGCGCUACUACUCGGAAAGUGAUACUUAAAAUGAACAUGAUAUCACUCAGCUUCGAAGCAAAGCAGAGAGCAAGAUUGAAAAGCUUAUUCUUUUUUACAUCCCCUUACAGCUGUACCUUUCGACCGGCUUUUUUCACCCCACUCCAUGUACAUGGAGGUAGGGGACCCCAGAUAGGUGAGAUAACAUGUGGAGGGUCACCCCCACAUGUCAUGUAAACUUCAUCAAAUUAAAACGAGAGAUUAUAUGGACAGGCGGGUUACUCCACGUAAGCGGGUUACCUCAGCUACAUGGGGUUACCCACCUCCUUGUAAACAGGCCCUUAGAUAUGUUAACGGCGAACUCAAACCUUUAGCCAAGGGGGAGAGAGGUUUGCACUCAUGGAUGAAUAAUUAUUUCUGCUUGCUUCGGUUUAAAUUUGAAUUCAGUGAGGGGUCUCUUUACACGGGAUCGAUCCCCUCACCUUGAUCCACCACCGCCCUUGACGAAAAUUUUUUUUUUCAGGUUUUGGAGGAAAACAUGAAGCAGGAGAACAACAAUUUUAUCUUGGUAAAGGAAACCUUUGGAGAAAGCGAAAGUAUGAAUGUGAUGACCGUGGAAAGUCGUGUAAAGCUGCGUAGAAAGGUCGAUGACUUAAAGGAUCGUUGGCAAGAAAUGUGGCGUUCACAUGAAGUCAAUAAGCAGCGGUAGGUUUUGCAUUCUCAAUGUAUUUAAAGCUAUUUACACUUAGUAACAAGCAGUACAAAGCACAGUGUGACCUCGUCAAUAAGGCUACCUUUGGGCCAUGAAAAUCUGUUAAAUCUGACGGUUUGGCUUUGGUCCGAAAAAAUGCGGUUGGCUUAUUCAUUGAAAUGCAGGGUUUCACCCUUAUGGGUGUUAUAAAUAUUCUCGUCCGCGGAGCCCGCAUUUUGUUCCUCUAGCGAAACUGGCAAUUUAUGGAUAAAUCCAACACCAGAAUCACAAAACCUUUUCCGUUUUGACUGCGCCUUCGUUGAGUAAUAUUUAUUAAUAACAGACAAAGAGAAGUCCUCUAGGCAAAUUUUCUUUUGUCUCUUGUUUCAUCAAAAAACAAUUGAGUUUGUGAUAGAUGUAUACACUGUAUGAAAUAAAUCAUUUAAGAACUGCGGAAAUGAAAUCAAAUGAAGAAUGAUCCUUGCAGUUCUUAUAUGAUGUAUAUACAUCUAUCACAUUCAUCUCUUUCACGAGAACAUAUGAACACAUAAUUGACCAACUCCCAACUUCAGUAGCUUCAUAGCUCAGUUGGUAUCACGAGGUCACGGGUUCAAAUCCCGUUGAAGUCCCGAAUUUUUUUUAGGGUUAGUCACGCAAUUGCAUAAAUUGCGUUCACAAUUGCAAGGAUCAUUCUUCAUUUGACAAUUGAGUUUCACUUUUUUUUUCAAAAGACUAUGAAAAAAUCUUUUUAGAAUCAAAGACUUUCAGCACUAACCCUGAGGCGGAGGUGGAGUCAAUUUAGGUUUCUGGGGAACUGCCUACCUACCCCUCCCCUUAGCCAAUAUUAACAAUCACUUCUCAGUUAGGGUAAAAUGUUGGCUUAUGGGAGGAGUAGGUGGGCGGUUUCUAAGAAACCUAAUAUUUCUUUCAAUCCUUCACAAAGCUUGGUGCAAGCGAUUUUGAUUAUGGGUGGUGAGUGGAUGGGACGAGUCAGCAACAGCCUUGAUGAACUGGAGGAGAGCAUGAAUGCGGUUGAAAUCAAAGAAGAUGAACUGAACGCACUACGCGAAGAAGAAAAAAGGCACAAGGUAAAUAGAAUUUAAAGAGGCUGUGUUAAGGGGGUUUAAUAAGGCCGUGAGUUAAGUAGCGUAAGUUAUCAAGAUGAGUUAGUUACAGUUGAGUUACCAAAUCUUGAAAUUUCAAUAUUUGACGAUCGAAUGUCAAAUCCUGAAAUUUCAAGAUUCUGCAUGUCAAAUCUUGCAAUUUUAAUGUUCUGCAUGCCAAAUAUUGAGACUUCAAAAUUUGGUAACCUGACAGAAAAUUAACUCACCGUGAUAACUCACGGUAAAUAACUCACCAUAUUGGCGGACCCGUGUCAAGGCUUUCUAGUUCAUUUUAUAUCGCCAGUUCGCACUUAAGAAUUUACCCGAGAGCUUUGGCAAACAAAAUAUGUCUUCCCAGCUCAAUAUAAAUCGUUACAAAUAACAAAAAUGAACUUUGAAAAAACUGUCAGGCUAACAAGUUUUCAAAACAUACUUGCAAUCUUCUUCAGGUUUAUUCAUCCGUGCUUCCUUUUGUAUUUGCUGACAUUUAUUCCCUCUUCUUUUUGAGCGGCUACCUUAAUGUUUCACUCGAGUUGUGUUGUUAUCAUGAUGUCUGUGGCAGCUCUUGUCUUGACUGAAAGUUCAGUUGAAAGCUCUCUUUCGGCCAUGCAUAUGGAUGAACAUGCAUAAAAUAAGCAUCAACAAACUACAAACAACGCAACGACCAUAAUAUAAAGAAUAAUAUAAUGCAACUCUUGUGACAAGAGGGAAAGAGAGAGAUAAAAAACAAAAAAAACAAAAACAAAAACAAAACAGACGUUUGUUCCAUUAGACACGUCUAUUCAUGAAUAAGGAACCAUUAGAAAACCAAGGGAAAAUUAAAUGAAAAAAUUCUUGCACGUUAUUCAAACCUGAAAAAAAUUCAUACAAGGCAAAAAAAAAAAUUCCUGCAGCUCUCCGUCCCUUGAAACGACAAAAAACGACAAAAACAAACAAACAAACAAAAACCAAAAUAUAUUGUGUGAGUUUCCACUAUGUUCGUUGCUUUUAGGUGUAGUCCGGAAAUCACGGUGUCUUGAUAAAGUUUUCUUUGAGGUUUUUAGGUUUUGUAAGGACCAGUAAUACAUACAUGUAUAAGAGGAUUUUUAAAGAAAAAAAUUUUGUGCAGCCUGCGCAGCUCGGCAAGAUUUAACCCUUUAGGACCCAAGACGGGUAACUAACAUCAAUUUUCUAAAAAUCACAUCAGCAGAUCAUCAAGAGUAAAGGUUAUGAGAAUUUUAAAUUGAUUACCAAAGGGAGAAUGCCUUGAUCUUAAACCAAAUUCUCUCAAAUGUUCUUAAAAGAAAUCUAUGGAGAUCAGUCUGGAUAAUUUGUAUGUGAAUCUUUGGGCUUAAAGGGUUAAAGAAAAAACAAACGAUGUCAUCUCGCGUUUAUUCAAUCUCUGUCCGUUGAAAUUGAUGGGAUUAGUCCAUUUAGCAAAUCCAAAGUCCAUUAAUGGAAAGUGACAUCACCGCGUUUUCAAGCAAAUCUUACUAAUGUCACGCGAAGUAUUCAAUCGACACUGCAAUUCUAUGACCCGUAGUCUUACACUUCAGAAAGUUAUGACGUUGUUGAGUUGUUUAGACCGAUUCUCUGAAGAAGUUUUCUGGCGUACCGGCGCCUUUUGUAGAUCGAACGUAAAAAGGACGUUCUAAAAAAAAGGUUCAUGUUGGGGCUGAAAGUUUUUAAGCGGGGCGCAACAUUCAGUGAUACAUCAUGGAAGCCGAGGACACGAGUAAGUAGACAGGGUCGUUUAGAUUGUUUACGAGGGCAGAUCAUGAUACUCGGGAUGUUCGUCGUAUUUCGUUUUGUUUUAUUUAUAAAUUUAAUUGUUUGUUUGGUCACUCACACAUUAAACGCAACUAAAGUUGAAUAAUGGUUAGGCUUCCUUCUUUACAAUUAUUGUACAUAAAUGUGAAGGAAGCCUAACGAGGCUAGGAGUUUAUAUUUAUAGGCUUCCUUAAGCUAGAUUGCUAAUUACAUGCUUCAUUACUACAGGGUGUACAGAAACCAUUGGAUAAAACUUAAGCGAAAUAACGACUAUGUCGACUAUUAAUCAGAUUUUUUAAAAUCAAAUAUACAGCUGAUGAGUGUUCUUCAACAGCACUAUGAUCAGUCAAAGUCUCAUUCUAUCGAUUUGCAGGAAUAGCCGUUGAUUUUUAUUAGUGUUAGCUGAAUUUUCUCAGCGGAGCUGAUUUUAUGAAAGUGAAAGCGUCAACCGUCUAGUAUUUUCUAUUCCAAUUCAUGUGAUCGGCUAAGAUCAUAUGAGUAAAGUUAGUAUUGCCAACAGUGUUGUGUUACAAGGCCAAUUGCUUCGUGUCUCCACGACAACGGACGGAUCACGCGAAUAAGUGGGGCCCAUAGAAAAAGGACUUGUAGUUCGAGUUCUGAGUGAUUCUAAAACAAUUUCAAGGCGAAGGGAUUCCAUUUGGCUUAAAUCUUUUUUUUAUGCAUGUAACUCAUCCUUUCUCUCAUGAUUACUUCAUUCGAACAACAUUUCAUUCUAGGGUACAUGGGAAAUCCGAAAAUUCUGGUUGGUUCGCACCAUUUCGUUUGGGAUUUGUGAUUUGAGGGGAUGCAGUUCUUCUACGCUGUAAUCUGUUCAUUUGAUUUGGAUAUACGUUGUAGCGGGGCUUUCUCCCACCACCUCAAAUUUUAUAGUUUUAUGCACAAUUAUUUUUCCAAAAGUAAGACAUUUUGAUUUCAACCUAAAUCCACUUUUCUGAGUCUACUUUACCCUGACAUUGCUAGAACAUCAUAAACAAGAUAGCUUCACAUGAGGAUUCUGUCAGUGCAGCAGUUGAUGUGGCCAGGGAAGUUCACAGGAGAGAUCUUGUGACCGAAGAAACUGGUGAAACGAUUCAACGAGAAACAAAGGCGCUAGAGGAUAGGCUUGAGGGAUUGAUAGGAGAUGCAGAAAAGAGGAAACAAAGGUAUCUUCCCCAAAACAAUUUGAAAUGCAAUAGUGAUCAAUCGUUCAAACCUGGGUUAUAUUUACUUCCUUUCGAAAAAAUCUGUGUUAACUAUACAAGAGGCGCUUAGAGCCUUGUCCAAGUUCCGACCAUCAGUUAAUGGCUUAAUUACCAUUUCAUUCUUAAGUCAGUUCCACCAAUGGCAUUGCUACUCCACUCCAUAUAUAAACCAACAAUCCUCUGAUUUGCUAUGGUGAAAUGCUCGACCUUGAAAUGUCACCUUUUGAUCAUGAUGCAGGUUGUACAUUUUUACUUUUGGAGAAAAAUGAUCCUAAAAAUAUACGAAAAAAGUUAAAGCUCCAGCUCUUUAAAAAUCGUUGAAAUUUGGCCUUACCCUUCCGUAACAGAAGUGGUUAGAUUUAAAGAUGGUCGAUAAAAGUGGAUAAUAAAAUUGACUAAUUUAUAUGCCCGCGGCUUGAAAGAAUUUCAUCCUACCCACUGUGUGGGCCAGGCAAGACCAUCACGUUUCAAUAUUUCCCAUUAAGUCCUUCAGGAAUGAUUUUAAAGUAUUUUUAUUUCGGUUUUAAUUUUAUUCUUCUAUUAGGAUUGCUGAAGCAUUGCGAAACGCUGAGCAAACUACUACGGUUAAUGAGACGAUGGUGGCUUCUAGUGUGAUUGCUGUUCAUUCAAGUCCUGACGAAUCACAUGACGAUUCACAAAGUGAUGAGGGAUUUGUGGAACCAAAACAUCAUUUCUUCAAAAAGAAACCGACUUACGAGGUUGGUAAAGCGACUUUUCAAACUCCAUGAUUAAUAAUAAUUAAAAAAUAAUAACAACAAAUAAAUCAUGAAUCACGACUUUCUUGCACUCUUUAAUUCGCGUUCCACUCGAUAUCAAAACACGCACUUGACGAAGUAAGUAGGUACCCUUCGAGCAAAGCUUGCAGAGUCUUUUUUAGUGGAGAGGAAAAAUUAAUAGGAGGCUCUGCCUGAACCACAUCGAACUUUUGAAGUCGCCGAAAAAUCGUUCCGGACUAGUCAAUCUUGUUUUCUUUCGUCAAACUGGUUUUUCGAGUGCGAGCAUCUGUUUUUUGAUAAAUCGGCCAUGACUGAGCCUGCUGUGCUAAACGCACGGCUAUUAGGCCUAGUUCGAAACUGAACACCAGCAACAAUCAGCACAUGCUCAGCAAAGACUUUUCUCGAUCCAUGCACAAGUACGCCAUAAUGAAGUGAGAGAAAGGCUCUGCUAGCAGGUUGACAUCGAGGUAAACCCUUUAUUGUUCCUUAGGCAGCAUCAUUUGCUGCAAAUUUUUCUGCAACUCUCAAAACAGUGUUUAUAAUCAAGGCAUGCAGUGAACAUAUAAGUCAUCACUGAUCUAAGAUGAAAAAGUACAAAGAUUGUGUUAAUAACCUUUAGUAUAAUUACAUUGAUGAAAAUCGAAAAUAGAGCGCUACGAUUGGCAGGGAGCUUCGCUUCAUCCUGCAAAAAUCAUUGCGCGGUGAUUAUAACAGUGAAGGCUAGCAGUUGUCAAAAUGGCAGCCAGAUUUGUUGAUGUUUCGGAGUCGGAAAUUGAUCAAUAAUUUUAUUUUCCCGAAUAAUCAUCAAUGUAAUUAUACUAAAACAAUUAGUCGCCUCAGGCGACGUGAAUAUCGACGAAUAGUCACCUCGACUUCGUCUCGAUGACUAUUCGCCGAUAUUCACGUCGCCUGAGGCGACUAAUUGUUAAAUAAGGGCAUUUGAAAGCAUGUUGUUAGGAUAGCUUUCGGCUAAGUGUCUUAAUUUGUAGUACAGUAAAAACCAGCAUGUAAGAACUUAGCUGGCAAAUUAGAUUCUUAUAAUUUUUGGGUAGUUAUUGAUGACAGUUUUGGAUAAGUAGUUCUAAGUAGGUUCUUAAUUAUGUUCUUAUUUUCUAUAAUAAAGAUAUAGUUGUUGAUCACCAGAAAAAAAAAAAAAAAAUGGAUGGCGUUAUUACAGAUAUGCAGUUUUAUUCACAACUGCAUCAUCAUAUGAGAAGCCCAACAAACUUAUACAACAAUAUUUCAUUAUCCCUAAUCUCAAAGUCAAACUCCACGUUAAACUAUGUUUAUCAUAAUUUUACCGAACCCACAUACAUGUAUAAGAACCUGUUUGAUCUUGCCUGACCAAACAGGUUCUUACAUUUUUGGUUAUUAAAAUGACACAUUUUUCUGCCGACAGGUUUUUUAAACCGCACUUGGUUCUUACGUGCGGGUUUUUAUUGUAUGUAAUGAUUAUUAUACCUCUAAAACAUAUCAAUUUUCUCAAAUUCAUUUAAAUAGUCACUCAUCAAUCAGAAGAUAAAGGACUUUCGAAAAGAAACUAAAGCCAUGCAUGACUGGAUGGAUGAAUCAGAGACACUUGUCAAAUCAUUCAGCGUUGACAUGGAUUCCCAAAAAGCAACAAAGGUUCAGCAGAAAGUAAAUGUAAGUGUCACGUGGUUUUCGUCAUAGUGUUUUUCUGAAUCAUAAAGAAACUGUCCUUAGAUCGGGAAGUGAAAGAACCGACAGUGCGCACAGGCUUCAGCUGACGAGUUUAGUUAACGCCGGCCUAGGGACUGAGACUCGUAAGAUGCCAAGAUUGCCUUUUGUGCCUCGCUUUGCGCUGUUUGCCUUUCGGCAGCGAGGAAAUGUCUAGCGGUGUUUUGUUUUCAAAAUGCAGAUUCGCAUACGGCGUCGAUCAGGAGAGAUAAAGAGCAAACUUUUGGUGUACGCAGAACAUGAUCCUUGAUGCUUAUUGUUAAAAUACUUUAAAAUCAGGUUAUUGAUAGUCAUUAAGACGGCGACGUUGACUUAAACGAUGGUAACAAAGACAAUUUGGUUGGGUAGUCAGUGAAACGGGGUUUCUUUUUUUUUUCCUUAGACGCAUUAUGAGGAAAUCAAGGAGAAACAGGCCAAGUUGGAUCACAUCGUCUUAUUAAGCAAGCAAAUUGAGAACGAAACUUUGGACCCUACAGUCAGCGAGCCGUUUGUAAAGCAAGCCGACCAUUUGAAGGAAAGAUGGAAGAAGGUUAAGGAGAUGAUUGAAAACUACGGUGAAGCAGACGCGGGAAGCAAAGCAAAAGAAGGCAACUGCUGUGUCAUUUUCUUAAAAAAGAGACUGUUUCCAGCUUGGUAUUACAAUUAAAUCUGUCUGACGUAAAAUAUAUCAAAAUGUACUCAGACGUUCUAACCAAGUCGGAUAAAAGUAUUAAUACUACCCCUGUUUAUCUUCUCGAACAGUUAAGCCUCUUAACAGGAGAAUAGACCAUUGUACUUAAGAGAAAAAAUCGGUUUGAGGCGCAUAGAAGUAAAUAGACAAAAUUUUGUCUUUGACGUACUCUCGCAAACAUUUUGCAAUAAUUAACAUUGCUUCAAUAAAAUGUGUGUUAAGGUAAAGGGAUUUUCACAGAACAUAGUAGGAAGAUUUUGUCCUCAAACAUAUGAAAUUAGAAGUAAGUUGGGGAAUUUAAAGGUCACAUUUAUAUUCUGAGGAAUUAUAGUUAUUUAAUAAGUAGCUAGUGUAAAUAUAUUGGAUCGCAACAAGUUGCUGUGUGGGUCAACGGCCUUUUUUUUUCGCCAAUUAGAUGACCUUUAAAUUAUUAAAAAACUGAACGUAUGAAAGAAGUAGAAGUCUUUCAAUUGAAAUGAUAGCGAUUCAGUGAAAUGGGUUACAGAGCAAGUGCGCAAAACCAAGUAGUUUUGACUGACUCGCUCAACCCACUGCCACCACAUCUCGUGAAAAACAAGCGAAAACGCACUUUUUGUGCAAUCAAAAACCAUAAUUCUAAAAAUCUAUACGAAACGAGGAGCCAAGCUUAGUCUUCAAGUAGCACGCAAAAUGUUGUUGUUUUGUUUUAUAAGUCAGUAAAAAUUCACUGACAGUUUCAGAAAGGUACUUUUUGCUGAACGGUAAUUUUCAAUCCUCGUUGGUUUAGUAUAGUAACAAGCGAUCUGCUACACAACGACACAUAAACGCAACAGUGAAACACAUUAUGUUAUGUGUCCUGAAGUUUAUUUAAAAGGUGAUUCAAAAUUAACAUCAACCAUAAACUUAAUAGAUCUUUUUAGUUAUCUUUUGUUUCCCAUUUCAGACUGUGUGAUAUCAUCCCUGAGAACUGUUUUCUUAAUCGUCGUCCUAUCCACAUGCAUGCAUGUAUGUUUGAGAAGGUAAAUUUCCUUGAGGACAUCAUGUUGUCUGAAUUGGGAUUCUAAAACAUACACGCUAAAAAGGUCUAGUAAGUCUUAUUUAAUUGCUUAACACUGCUUUUUGUUUAAAUUUCUUAGACCAAACUUAUUUACGUUAGGGUGGUUUACAUGGACGAUCUUACAUCAACAGGAUUAUCCUCAUAAGCGAAUCAUCUAAGGACGAAAUUCUUUCCUAGUUAUCCUUAUAAAGA
This is a messenger RNA of Porites lobata, 17461 nucleotides long. NCBI's taxonomy places the organism in Eukaryota, Metazoa, Cnidaria, Anthozoa, Scleractinia, Poritidae. The record is from the annotation of a GenBank genome assembly.